Pseudonaja textilis is the source of this 723-nucleotide messenger RNA. Lineage: Eukaryota; Metazoa; Chordata; Lepidosauria; Squamata; Elapidae. The record is from RefSeq and is a predicted model, not a curated record.
UUCUGCCUGCGAUGUCACUUCCGGCGGAAAGAAAGACGGCGAAGGCUGCUUUCCUCGCUUCUUUCUUUUCGGCGCCAUCAUGGGUCGCAUGCACGCGCCUGGAAAGGGCUUGUCCCAGUCGGCCUUGCCUUACAGGAGAAGCGUGCCUACAUGGCUGAAACUUACUUCCGAUGAUGUCAAAGAGCAGAUUUACAAGUUGGCAAAGAAAGGCUUGACACCUUCCCAAAUUGGGGUAAUAUUAAGGGACUCGCAUGGGGUUGCCCAAGUUCGUUUUGUGACUGGUAACAAAAUUCUGAGGAUUCUUAAAUCCAAGGGACUUGCCCCUGAUCUCCCAGAAGAUCUUUACCACUUAAUCAAGAAAGCAGUUGCUGUCCGCAAGCAUCUUGAGAGGAACCGCAAGGAUAAAGAUGCCAAAUUCCGACUUAUUUUGAUUGAGAGCAGAAUUCACAGGUUGGCUCGUUACUACAAGACCAAGAGAGUACUCCCACCUAAUUGGAAGUAUGAAUAUCCAAUAAGGUAUCAACUCAAUUUUGAGGAACAACAGUAAGAUUUUUUUCCUUAUGUGUGUGUGUAAGACUGCUAGGGUCUUGUCUAUUACAGAAGAUAACAAUGGGCGAUAACUAUAAUGUCCUUUUAUAAAAUUGCAUAAUAUUACCAUCUGAACGUUUUUCCUCCAACUAUAAAAUUGAUGCAGACCUGGAAAAUAAGCAAUUUUGAAUAGAG